AUGGAAACUAGACUCUGUGAAAAUGCGGAGGCCGGUAGGACUUGGGCAGUUCGUCGUUCUAAUUCCACUGUUUUUGAAGUAUUUGCUGAUUAUUCUGUGAUGGUUGAUCUCGAGAAAAGGACUUGUUCUUGCCGUCUUUGGCAAAUUGACGGUUUUCCUUGCACACAUGCGGUGGCUGCAAUCCUAGCAAAGAGAGAUUCAGUUUAUGAUUACGUGGAGUGUUACUACAAAACCGACUUCUUUAGAAAAGCCUAUGAGAGUCCUAUUUUUCCUAUUCCAGAUAUUGGGAAAGGAUUGGGCAGCAAUGGUUCUGCAGUUGGAGUUGUGCUUCCGCCAAUUACAAAGAGGCCAGCCGGAAGACCACCAACAAAGAGGAUCAAAGUUUUUGGUGAAUUUAAAAGGCCAUUGAAAUGCAAUCGGUGCAGUGUUGCUGGGCACAAUAGGAAGACUUGCAAGGCUAUUAUAUGA
Molecule: messenger RNA, 468 nt
Organism: Prunus dulcis (almond)
Lineage: Eukaryota; Viridiplantae; Streptophyta; Magnoliopsida; Rosales; Rosaceae
Exons: 1
Coding region: 1-468 (155 amino acids)
Molecular function (GO): zinc ion binding
Source: RefSeq, a predicted model, not a curated record